AAGGCAAAGAGAAAUACGUGCGAGAUACUUUUCGGGAGGAAGCGGGGCUCAGUGAUGCACAGGUGAAACAUCAAGCCGCAGUCCAGCCGCAAGAGCGUCCUCAGCAUCAGCACCGCUCCGAUCGCGCAGCGCGUUCACAUUGAUGAAAGCUCAUGGAUAUUACUGACCAGCGGCAACAGCAGCAGCAGCAGGUUUCACGAAGACUUCCCUGACCUGAUGCUGGAAAUGUGCGCUUUGCUCGGAGGUAUCGCGGCUUUUAAAUGGGAUGCGUCCCCUCCAGGCUUCUGAUGCUGUGCACAUCCACCCUUCAUCUGAGUGAUGAACUAACAGGGAACGGAAAGAUUCGCCGUGUCUUUCACGUUAGUUUAUAACGGGCUGCACGUUUCCCCCCUUCUGCAGCACAUGCAAUUUCUAAAGUAUCUAUUUUUAUGACCGACCAACCUUUAUUACUGAGAAGAACACCUUUGUUUUGCCAAGUCUAAAGAGAAUAUUUUCCCUUCUGCAUGAAGACGCUUGGAUAGUAAUACAUAUUUUUCUAUGAUACUAUUGGAAAGCUGAGCAUCCCAUUGUGUUCUUAUUAUUAUGCAACCGCAGGGAUCUGUUCUUUAUCAGGGUGUCUAAGCAGUUGGAUCGCUCCUCGCCCAAAUCAAUGUGGUUUCUUUGGAACAUUUUCAGCAAAGGAACGCAUAUGCUGCAGUGUCUUUGUGGCAAGAGUCUUAAGAAAACCAAGAACCCAAGUGAUCCCCAGCUCAAGGGUAUAGUGACCAGGUUAUAUUGCAGGCAGGGAUACUACUUGCAGAUGAACCCAGAUGGAUCUCUUGAUGGGACUAAGGAUGACAGUAGUAAUUCUUCGUUGUUCAACCUCAUCCCUGUGGGCCUUCGGGUCGUUGCUAUUCAGUCUGUGAAGACGGGCUUGUACAUCGCCAUGAAUGGAGAAGGCCAUCUGUACACAUCGGAACUGUUUACGCCGGAAUGCAAGUUCAAAGAGUCUGUUUUUGAAAACUACUAUGUGAUCUACUCAUCGAUGCUGUACAGGCAGCAGGAGUCGGGGAGAGCGUGGUUCCUGGGCUUGAAUAAAGAUGGUCAGGCCAUGAAGGGGAACCGGGUCAAGAAAACUAAACCAGCUGCUCACUUCCUGCCCAAGCCAUUAGAAGUCGCUAUGUACCGCGAGCCGUCGUUGCAUGAUGUGGGGGAGACCGUGACCAAACCCGCCGUGCCUCCCAGCAAAAGCACAAGCGAGCCGGCCGUCAUGAAUGGAGGCAAACCCGUCAGCAAGGAAACCAAGCCCACCACAUAGCCAGAUCUCCGCUCAGCCGCACUCAACCCUGGAGAGACGCGCUCCUUCUGUCAGACUCUCAGUGUUUGUGGAUCGGGUCCGGGCGUCCUCCGCCCUCUCCCCACCUCUCCCUCCGCCUUCCUUCACUUUGCUGACUGUUCCGAUCCGAUUCGACGGACUGGCUUUGGAAGCGCGGUCUGCUGUGCACGUUGAAGGACGCAACUGGAUAAACCAGCUAAACUCUCACCAUGGAAUGCCCUAACCGAUAUGGAAUGCCUUUUACAACGAAACCAAUCUUUUUUCUGUAAUCGAGACAAUCCACGCUAAUUAAAUUGUGUGCCCUUUUGCCUGCUAACAGUCACCCGUUAUAUCCCUUUUAUUCUCUGGCAGCAAACGCCGUACGUUUCAGAUCUAUUUUCUUUAUAAACGCAGUAACGCCAGCUACGUUCUGGGUUAUACUGUAAAGAUAUACAUAUAUAGACUGCAAUUCACGAUUUGGUUUCAAGUCAGUUCCCUGUGUCUUGCGUCAGUGGCCCUCACUCUCCAAAAGCUUGAAUUCCAAAUCUUCCCCUUUGUCGGUUACUUACGAAUCUUGUCGGGCUAUGUGUAAUUUUCUAUGGCAAAUGUGCAUUGUUACGUGCAGUUGUAAAAUAACGGAUUGUUGGAUCACGAGACCUAGCUGGUGACCUGUUCGCAGAGGACUAUCAGGGUGGAGCCACCUAAACCCAGAAUCAAGCUCAAUGUCUUCUCAUUCUCUUCAUGUUCGAAAAGUGACACAAAUAUACAGUCAAUGUCACGCAGUCGAUAAAAGGAGCUGGCACGUGCUGGGGAGCUUUAUACGGUACAUAUCACUGUCUAGUUCCCACUAGUAUGGUGCAGAUUGGUUUAAACUCCUGAAUUCCACUUUCUUUGCUCUUAAUUUGGAGAGCGUGGGCUCUAGAGAUAUCUAUAGGCCUUGUAGGCCUCUGGUCAAGGCCCCUCUUUAACAUGCUGAGUCCUCUGAACUAUGGGCUAGUUCCCGUGAGCACAUUCAAUGUGACGCGAGCGGCAGCCGUAAAUAAAUACGGUCUACUUCAGGCCUGCGUGGUCUGCGGGGCACCAUUAGCUGCACACCCAUUUCGUUCAGCUAAGGCAUGGGCAAGGUUAGUAUUACGUUUUCUUCUUGCAGCGCUGUCGCAGUGCAAGAGAUGGCUUCUGUAACGAUGUUUUCACUGUAUAAAAAUAAAAGAAAAAUCGCAAACGAACUAAACAAAUCGACUUUUAACUAUCAGAUAUGACGAUUCUGAAACGAGAGGGGUUUUUCCUAGCUCAGCAUGCAGAGUCAAAUACUGUUCAUCAUGUGCCUGUGAUGACCUCUAACCCAGCAUGCAAAAACACGUACCCAGUCUGUGCUGGGUUAAAGGUGCCUCAUGCCCCAGACGCCAUCGGGAACACACAUACACAAAUUCAGUAGCAAGCUCACCCACUAAACCCGUUUUCAAUCCAAGCUUCGUCCCGCAGGGGUCGAUCUUGAAAUUUACCAAAGUCCGUAAACACGAGAAUCCAGCCGAACGGUUUCAGUAACUCGGAGGAUGGGGGGGUCCUCCUUCCUCACUGUGACUUGGGUUCAUCCGUGGAGAGGAAUUGUCGACUUUUUAUCGUCUCGAUUGAAAAGGCUCAGAUGUCCUUCACUUGUAGUGUUCAUUUAAACCAGGGGUACCUAAUACUAAUCACCUGCAUGUUUUUUCUUACGGACCAAAGUAUGGGACGGGUAGAAACGUGUAGUAUAUGAAGCGUAGGGCUACAGCGAAUGGGCAUGAUUAUAUAAGGCUCUCUCAUACUCUGGAUUGAGACCAUUGCACUUUGCGUUUGAAAUUUGACUCAUCUACUCACCACUUUUAGCAUUUUACGAACAACUAGGCGAUUGUUGGCCAAGUUGACAUGAAGCCUGUCUUGCUUUCCCAGUUUUCCUAGUUUGGAUGACUACAGUUUAGAAUGUUAUGAAGUAGACUGAGGCUAUGCUGCUAAAUACAAAUAUAUUCGACACUUCGUUUAAAGACCUGUGUUUUAAUUUCUCUGGAUUAUGAGCUAGUUUCAUAUUAGGAAAUGUUCAAGCACAUUAGUUAGAACUUAAAUAUUUGUCUGUACAAAGCCGACUUUAAUGCUAGAAUGAGAUGCAGUACUAUACUGAAAAAGUAGCUUCAUAUUUGAGAUGGAAGGCUGGUGUCCCACUUCCAUACGAAACAAAUCACUCACUCACUCAAAUGAGCUCUACAUGCUGGGCUACAGUUGCCCUGCGAACCAGUUAACUGGUUUAAUGAAGGUUGGAUUUAUUUUUGUAAGUGACUGGUAAGUGUGCAUUUGUUAGAAUGUUUGUUUGUUUUUUUCUCCUCGUUCAGAUGUCUGUGUUUGUUUCGUUCCAUUUGGGUUGUGCGCGUGUGUGUCGUCGAGUCGUAAUGAGGAGCAAUCGCUGAACAACUGAUCUUUCUGUGGCUUUCUUUCGGUUUCUUUUCAGUGGUCAAGGAAGGUUUUCAUUGUCUGUAGGUUGGUUUUAAUGGUUUAAGUUGACAGUUUAUUCAUCCGUUGCAUGGGAAGAGGGUGGCAUAUAAGAACUGCAUGUCGUAGGCUAUGUGUAUCAUGGACUGUUGGUAUGUUCUGCUAAUUUUACAUACAUAUAUGCAAAGAGUUUGUCUGCACUGUACAGUUUGUGUUUGUUGUAUACACAGAUACAACAUAUUGAAUAAAAUAUUUAUAUAAAGGUG
Molecule: messenger RNA, 4017 nt
Organism: Triplophysa dalaica
Lineage: Eukaryota; Metazoa; Chordata; Actinopteri; Cypriniformes; Nemacheilidae
Gene: fgf14
Product: fibroblast growth factor 14
Exons: 5
Coding region: 650-1297 (215 amino acids)
Biological process (GO): positive regulation of gene expression; animal organ morphogenesis; positive regulation of cell population proliferation
Cellular component (GO): cytoplasm
Molecular function (GO): fibroblast growth factor receptor binding; growth factor activity
Source: RefSeq, a predicted model, not a curated record